This is a messenger RNA of Molossus molossus (Pallas's mastiff bat), 1554 nucleotides long. RefSeq names its product insulin like growth factor 2 (gene IGF2). The coding region runs from base 627 to 1172 and encodes 181 amino acids. The record is from RefSeq and is a predicted model, not a curated record. The transcript has 4 exons. Gene Ontology annotation, molecular function: growth factor activity; hormone activity. Lineage: Eukaryota; Metazoa; Chordata; Mammalia; Chiroptera; Molossidae. Gene Ontology annotation, cellular component: extracellular region.
CCCCCGACGUUGCGCCCUUCCCUCGCUUCUCUGUGCUCCCCUCUCCCCCUCUCCAGCCUCUGGUCCCGGCCCCUCGCUCUCUUUUCUUCCGCAGCCUUCCCUUCGCUCCCUCCCGUCCCCCCCAGCUCCGCGCCUCAGACUCCCGCCCCCCUUCCCAGCCCGCCCUCCCUCCUGCGUCCCAAAGUGGAUUAAUUAUACGCUUUCUGUUUCUCUCCGUGCUGUUCUCUCCCGCUGCGAGCCUGCCCGCCUCUCGCUGUCCUCUCUCCCUCUCGCCCUCUCUCUGGUCCCCCCCGUUCACGUUCACUCUGUCUCUCUCUCUGUCUCUGCCCCUCUCUAUCCUUGAUACAACAGCUGACCUCAUUUCCCGGUACCCUUUCCCCCCCUAAAAGUACAACAUCUGGCCCGCCCCAGCCCGCAGAUAGCCCGACCUCCCCAAACAAUCAGAGGACUCUUCCCCCCCCCAAAAAAGCCAUCCCCCCGUUCUGCCCCGUCGCACAUUCGGCCCCUGCGACUCGGCCAGAGCGGCGCUGGCAGAGGAGUGUCCGGCAGGAGGGCCAACGCCCGCUGUUCGGUUUGCAAUACGCAGCAGGGAGGUGGGCGGCAGCUGUGCCGGCUUCCAGAUUCCGAUGGAGCUUCCAAUGGGGAAGUCGAUGCUGGUGCUGCUUACCUUCUUGGCCUUCGCCUCGUGCUGCUUUGCUGCUUACCGCCCCAGUGAGACCCUGUGCGGCGGGGAGCUGGUGGACACCCUCCAGUUUGUCUGUGGGGACCGCGGCUUUUAUUUCAGCAGACCAGCCAGCCGAGUGAGCCGCCGCAGCCGUGGCAUCGUGGAAGAGUGCUGCUUCCGCAGCUGCGACCUGGCCCUCCUGGAGACCUACUGUGCCACCCCCGCCAAGUCCGAGAGGGACGUGUCCACUCUCCCGACCGUGCUUCCGGACAACUUCCCCAGAUACCCCGUGGGCAAGUUUUUCCACUACGGCACCUGGAUGCAGUCCGCCCAGCGCCUGCGCAGGGGUCUCCCUGCCCUCCUGCGUGUCCGCCGGGGUCGCAUGCUGGCCAGGGAGUUGGAAGCCUUCAAGGAGGCCAAGCGUCAUCGGCCCUUGAUUGCCCUGUCCACCCACGACCCAGCUGCCCACGGGGGUGCCUCUCCAGAGGUGUCCAGCAAUUGGAAGUGAGCCAAAUUGUCGUAAUUCUGCGAAAUGGCCCCACCCUCCUCCUGCUCUCCUCUUGACCAAAGACCUUGCCAUCAGGUCCUCCUCUGCGCCGUCCUCCCAGGGGCCCCGCCCCGCCCCCCGCCCCAACCUCCCUAGUCAGGCUACUCUGCCCAGCCCCCUCCAUCGGGCUCCAAACACAUGUAAAACCAAUUGGCUUUCACUGUCUCCCCAAAUGAUCCCCCAAAUGAUCCCCCCAGACGAUCCCCCCAAAUUGUCCCCCCAAAUUACACAACAAAAUUUGGAAAACACAAACCCACGCGCACAUACUACAUACACCAGCCCCCUUAAAACUGAUUGGCUUUUUAAAAACACCAGAAAAAUAAAUUAACCCCCCAAAACUUAA